UUUUAAUUUGCAGUUUCCAAUUCAAUAUUAUCCUUUUUUAUUAAAAUCUUCAUUCUACAUAAACAUAAUAUAUAGUAAUAUUAUACUUUCAGAAUGUAUACCAAAGCAUCUAAUCUUUAAAAUACCAACAACAAAAUCAUAAGAAGUGAUAACAUAUCAUUUGUAAUUUGUAAAUAGUACUGAUUCAUAUCUUAUCUGUCUCAGUGACAAAUACUAAAAAGUUAUAUGAAAAAUAAUAUGAAAUUAACAUACUUUUUACCUUUGAACAGUUUCAACACAAAAAUUAUAUGAUUAAUACAUUUAUAGAGUUAAAUAAUUGUACUUCAAAAUACUAACAAAUCUUAAAAUUGAAGUUACACUAUUAUUUUUGAAUGUGUUUCGUAUAAUAUAAUGCCAAGCAGCGUAAAUUCCUUCCGAUCGACAUCGUCUUUGACAUAUUUACCUUCACCAGUAACACAGCGAACAUGUAUGAGUGCUGCUGUGAAACGCUACCGCUACUUGCGGAAGUUAACAAACUUUAAACAAAUGGAUUUUGAGUUUGCACUCUGGCAAAUGACAUUUUUGUUUAUCAACCCUCAGAAAGUAUAUCGAAACUUUCAACACAGAAAAGAAACAAAACUACAAUUUGCUCGUGAUGACCCUGCAUUUUUGGUGCUUUUAAGUGGACUCCUAUGCGUUUCAUCAAUAGCGUUUACUUACGUCUUAAGACUUGGCUUCGUUGAAUUUUUAAAAUUUCUAUUAUAUAUUGUAACAGUUGACUGUUUGUUAUCUGGUGUCAUAAUAAGUACUGUGUUAUGGUUAGUUGCCAACAGAUAUUUAAUUAAAUCUAACUACAAAGGACAAGAUGUUGAAUGGGCUUAUGCAUUUGAUAUACAUUUAAAUGCUUUUGUUCCAACAUUAGUAAUAUCUCAUAUAUUUCAACUGUUUUUCUAUCACAUAUUUCUCAGACACGAUUGGUUCUUACCAUUAUUUAUUGGCAAUACACUAUGGCUUAUAGCAAUUGGUUAUUAUCUGUAUAUAACAUUUUUAGGAUACAGCUGUUUACCCAUUUUGCAAAAAACUGAAGUAUUAUUGACUCCAUUUAUUCUGCUGUUUUUUUUAUAUAUAUUGUCAUUUGCAAUAAAUUGGAAUAUAAGCGACAAUGUCAUGUCCAUAUACAAGUACAGAAUUCUAUAAAACUGAAAUAUAUUAUGCAUUCUUUUUAAUUCUAUAAAAAAAAAUUUAUUUUUCCAAUUAUAUGUUUAUAGAAAUUUUAUGUGUAUAUAUUUAUAAUACAUAUUAUGUCAACCUAUUUAUAUAACAUUUUUGUAUAAACACGUACUAUUAUUAAUUUUUUUAUGAUUUUUUAUAUAUGUACAAAAUACCUAACCUUAACAUAAUUUUGGUAAAUUUACACUUGUUACACAUUAA
Myzus persicae (green peach aphid) is the source of this 1410-nucleotide messenger RNA. It is a transcript of the gene Unc50, whose product is annotated as protein unc-50 homolog A. The record is from RefSeq and is a predicted model, not a curated record. Lineage: Eukaryota; Metazoa; Arthropoda; Insecta; Hemiptera; Aphididae. Gene Ontology annotation, cellular component: Golgi membrane. The transcript has 8 exons. The coding region runs from base 391 to 1176 and encodes 261 amino acids.